AUGGAUGAUCUUUACGAUGAGUUCGGUAACUUCAUAGGCGAGGAAGUUGAGUCGGAGGCCGGCUCUGACGCGGGCCUGGACGCCGCCGAUUAUGUAUAUGAUGAUGCUGCCGGCGACAUUCAGGAUGAGGACGAGCUCAUGGAGGUGGAUGAUGGCCCCUCAAACGCAGUCAUUCUCCACGAAGACAAGCAGUACUACCCCACCGCCGAACAGGUCUAUGGCCAAGAUGUCGAAACCCGCGUCGAGGAGGAGGAUGCGCAGCCUCUUACACAGCCCAUCAUCGCACCGAUUGAGACGAAAAAGUUCACCAUUGAAGAGGAGGACCUCCCGCCCGUGUACUACAGCCGCGAGUUCAUGGCGGACCUGAUGAACUUUCCCGACCAAAUACGAAACGUCGCACUCGCUGGCCACCUGCACCACGGGAAGACGGCCUUUACAGAUAUGCUUGUUCUGGAGACGCACGACAUCCUCCAGAAGCUGGACAAGCGAGUCGGUCGAAAGCGCGACGAGGCCCUCCGCUACACAGACAUUCACAUCCUCGAGCGCGAACGCGGCGUCUCACUCAAGUCAUCACCGAUGAGCUUUGUGCUGCCGAACUCCAAGGGCAAGUCGCAUUUGGUCAAUGUGAUUGACACGCCUGGCCAUGUCAACUUUGUCGACGAGGUCGCUGCCGCUUUCCGACUGGUGGACGGUGUUUGUUUGGUAGUCGACGUGGUCGAAGGUGUCCAGGUAAACACGGAGCAAAUUAUCAAGCAUGCUGUGCUACAGGAUUUGCCGCUGACAUUGAUCAUCAACAAAAUGGAUCGUCUGAUUGUGGAGCUGAGACUGCCGCCCAAGGACGCAUACUUUAAGCUAAAACACGUUGUUGAAGAAGUCAACACCAUAAUCACAAACACCGCUCCCGCUACCUCUGCAGCGAAGCGCCUCAGUCCCGAAAAGGGAAAUGUGCUCUUUGCCUGCACUGAUAUGGGGUGGUGUUUUACACUACAGUCAUUUGCCAAAAUGUACGCGACCAGCUACGGCGACGUCAACGCCGAGGACCUGGCGAAGCGUCUAUGGGGAGACGUCUACUUCAACCCCAAGAAACGAACAUUUUCACGCAAACCACUCGAGGAUAGAACCGCGAGAUCAUUUGUUCACUUUGUGCUGGAGCCCAUCUACAAAAUCUUUACACAUUCUAUCAGCGACAGCCCAGAGGACUUACGCCCAGUCCUGGAGUCUCUAGGAAUUCAGCUGAAACCCGCGCAAUACAAGGCAGAUGCUAAGGUCAUUCUGAAGCUUGUGUGCGAGCAGUUUUUUGGGCCCUCUACCGGCUUCGUCGAUAUGCUUGUGCAACACAUACCUUCGCCAGUCGAGUCGGCGCAACGAUUGCUGGAGCGUCACUACACGGGGCCCCUGGAUAGCAAGGUUGCCAAGUCUAUGCUGGACUGUAACCAAGAUGGGCCUCUUGUUAUUCACAUUACGAAGCUUUUCAACAAACCUGACGCCAAGAGCUUCUACUCCUUUGGACGAGUCUUGAGCGGAACUGCGCGCCCUGGCACGCAGGUUCGAGUGCUUGGAGAAGGAUACUCCCUGGACGACGAGGAAGAUAUGGCAAUGACAACAAUCAACCAGGUAUUUAUUGGCGAGACGAGAUAUAAUAUUCCCACCGAUGGUGUGCCAGCUGGCAACCUCGUGCUACUCGACGGAGUCGACAACUCAAUAGUCAAGACGGCCACGAUUGUUCCACCCGCGCUAGAGGACGGCGAGGAUGCUUACAUCUUCAAACCCGUCAGCCACUUUACAGAAUCAGUUCUCAAGGUUGCUGUUGAGCCCAUCAACCCUUCGGAGCUACCCAAGAUGCUUGAUGGUUUACGAAAGGUUCAAAAGUCAUAUCCUCUUCUUGACACUAAGGUUGAGGAGUCUGGCGAGCACAUUAUCAUUGGAACUGGCGAACUAUACAUGGACUGUGUGCUGCACGAUUUGCGCCGUCUUUACGCAGACAUGGAUAUCAAGGUGUCGGAUCCCGUAACGAGAUUCUGCGAAACUGUCGUGGAAACUUCCGCCACCAAGUGCUAUGCCAUCACACCGAACAAGAAGAACAAGAUCACCAUGGUUGCUGAGCAACUAGAAAAGGGCAUUUCGACCGACAUUGAGACGGGGGCCGUCAAGAUCCGGGACGCCAUCAGGAAGACGGCCAAGUUCUUUGAGGAGAAGCACGGGUGGGACAAGCUGGCUGCGCGCAGCAUCUGGGCGUUUGGCCCUGAAGAUGCCGGCCCGAACAUCCUGCAAGACGACACGCUACCGACAGAGGUGGACAAGAAGCUGCUCAGCACAGUGCGCGAGUCGAUCCGCCAGGGCUUUAGCUGGGCGACACGCGAGGGUCCCCUCUGCGAGGAGCCGAUCCGCAACACCAAGUUCAAGCUGACUGACAUAACGCUCGCCGGCGAGGCCAUUUUCCGCGGCGGCGGGCAGAUCAUCCCGACGUCGCGCCGCGCGUGCUACUCGUCGUUUCUGAUGGCGUCGCCGCGGCUGAUGGAGCCCGUGUACGCCGUGUCGGUGACGGGGCCCGAGGACUCGUACAUGGAGGUGUACAAUGUGCUCGCGCGCCGCCGCGGGCACGUCCUCUCCGACGGGCCCGUCGCCGGCACCCCGCUCUACCGCGUCAACGGCCUGCUGCCCGUCAUCGACUCAUUUGGCUUCGAGACGGACCUGCGCAUACGCACCCAGGGCAGCGCCAUGGUCUCCCUCGUCUUUGACAGCUGGAGCGUCGUCCCCGGCGACCCGCUCGACCGCGAGCAGGUCGUCCACCCGCUGCAGCCCGCGAGCGUGCAGGCCACCGCCCGCGACUUUGUCCUCAAGACGCGGCGCCGCAAGGGCCUCAGCGAGGACGUCAGCGUCAAGACAUUUCUCGAGCCUGAAUUCUACCAGAGCCUCAUGGAGAGCGGCAUGCUGGGCGAGCUGUAA
Cordyceps militaris CM01 is the source of this 2946-nucleotide messenger RNA. RefSeq names its product U5 small nuclear ribonucleoprotein component. The transcript is spliced from 3 exons. Gene Ontology annotation, cellular component: cytosol; U2-type catalytic step 2 spliceosome; U4/U6 x U5 tri-snRNP complex. Bases 1 to 2946 code for a protein of 981 amino acids. Lineage: Eukaryota; Fungi; Ascomycota; Sordariomycetes; Hypocreales; Cordycipitaceae. Gene Ontology annotation, biological process: mRNA splicing, via spliceosome. The record is from RefSeq and is a predicted model, not a curated record. Gene Ontology annotation, molecular function: GTPase activity; U5 snRNA binding; GTP binding.